This is a messenger RNA of Cuscuta europaea, 1530 nucleotides long. NCBI's taxonomy places the organism in Eukaryota, Viridiplantae, Streptophyta, Magnoliopsida, Solanales, Convolvulaceae. The record is from the annotation of a GenBank genome assembly.
GGGAAGAGAAGAGCCGCACAAGAGAAAGAAAGCAAGAGAGGGAGAAGAUUCUGGCCGUAGGGAGAACUUCCAGUGCACUGGCCUUCUUGUGCGACUCAUAUCUCGAGUUCUGUCCAUACAAAAGAGGCGUGUGAGGUUCCCACUGAAACCUCUCGAAAAGAGGAAUCCAUAGGCGUGCGUUUUGAAGAAAACGGAGCAGCUUAAGUCUUCCAAAUCGUCCGAACGAAACGAAACCUCGCAGAAUACGAUUUUGUAUUCAAAGUUAGGAAACGUUUUCGCCGGAAAACACCCAUUCUAGGGGCUGUUUUUGAAUCAUUGGAUAAGUGUUGAACUAGCACCUUGAGGAGGCUGUCUAAACAUCAAUUCUAAGCAAGGAAUCAGUUCUCAAACUUCCUUGGCCGAAGCUUUGAGCAUUGUAUUAAAAAGGAAAGGUUUAAAGCUCAUUUGAGGUUGAGGCUAGAGCUUACUACAUGUGCUUGUUGAUCGGGCGAUCAUCUCAGAGGGGAAGACUUGAAAUGGACGGUGGUGGCAAGGUUACGAGAAGGAACCCGACGGGCCGUGCACCGGUGGGGACCGGGCAGGGGAGCCGUGGGGCCUCUAGAGUGUCUAGAGGGGCGAGCCGUGGAGGCCGAUCGCACUCUGUGAGCGACGGCAAUGUUGACACCGAGGAUGAAACCUACUGGUCCUAUGAGGACUUGACUUACCAACCGGAGACCGAGCCGGUUGAGACCCCUUACGAAGGGGAUGACGAUGAUAUAAGUGAUGAAGAUGGGGAGAAUGACUCCCUAGCAAGAAUUGAGGCGCUGCUCCAGCAAUACCAGCGGGAGCGUGAAGAGAGGAGAGAACGCCGAAGGCGCCGAGGAGGGCAAACUUCGGGUAGGGCUUCAAGAGGAAGAAGCCAUGGUGACUCUAGGGCCCAUAUUGAACUACAUGGGGGCCGGGGUGAUGGAGGUCCAAUCAUAAGGAUCUCAAAAUUUCUCAAGGAGGCGAGGGACUUGGGGUGCAAACCCUUCAAUGGAACGGGUGACAUCUCGGUCGCCGCGGAAUGGAUCAAGAGGCUGAACGAAGCAGCCCUUGAUAUGCAGCUCACCCCCGAGUUUAAACUCAGGGUGGCGGUGAGAUUGCUUGAAGGGAUGGCGUCCACAUGGUGGGACGGGGCCAAGGGCAAGUAUGGCAGGACCGUGACUUGGGAGAAUUUUCGACAGGAGUUCUUUGCCCAAUACUAUUGCGAUUUUGAGGUGAUCGCUAAGAGGAGAGAGUAUACCCUCCUGACCCAGGGUGGCAAAAUGACGGUGAGGCAACUUGAACACAAAUUCAGGGAGCUCGCGGAGUUCAUACCGGAGUAUGUCUGUGAUGAGAACCGAAUGGUUAACCAUUUCUGGGAUGCCCUAGAUUUGGAAAUACGUGAAAGGGCAACACAAUUGCCCAACAUGACCUUCAGCCAAGUAGUUGAACAAGGGUUGAAGGGAGAGAAGGAAUGGGAAGAAAGAAAGAUGAAAAACGCUGAAGAGGCGAAGAAGAGAAAGUGGG